AUGGGAGCUCUGGUAGUAAUAGGGGUUGCUUGCGCGUGGUUGCUGCUGCUGCAGCUCGCCGGAGCGUCCCAUGUCGUCUACAAGGACGUCGAGACGGAGGCGGACGCGGCGAACGUGCCGCCGUCCAUCGUCGACCCCCUCCUGAGGACGGGGUUCCACUUCCAGCCCCCCAAGAACUGGAUAAACGAUCCCAAUGCGCCCAUGUACUACGAGGGCUGGUACCAUUUCUUCUACCAGUACAACCCCAAGGGCGCCGUGUGGGGCAACAUCGUGUGGGCGCACUCGGUGUCGCGCGACCUCAUCAACUGGGAGGCCAUAGAGACGGCGAUCGAGCCCAGCAUCCCGGCCGACCAGUACGGCUGCUGGUCGGGCUCCGCGACCACGCUGCCUGACGGCACGCCGGUGAUCAUGUACACGGGCAUCAACCGCCCGGACGUCAACUACCAGGUCCAGAACGUGGCGUACCCGCGGAACAGGUCGGACCCGAUGCUCCGGGAGUGGGUGAAGCCCGAGCACAACCCCAUCAUCGUGCCCGAGAGCGACAUCAACGCGACGCAGUUCCGGGACCCGACCACCGCGUGGCUCGCCUCCGACGGCCAGUGGCGGCUGCUCAUCGGCAGCGCGGCCGGGGGCGGCGCCCGGGGCGCGGCGUUCGUGUACCGGAGCCGCGACUUUCGGCAGUGGAGGCGGGUGCCGCGGCCGCUGCACUCGGCGGCCACGGGGAUGUGGGAGUGCCCGGACUUCUACCCGGCCGCGCCGGGCCGCACCGUGGGGCUCGACGCCUCGUCCGCGCCCGGCCGCCCGCAGGUGAAGUACGUGCUCAAGAACAGCCUCGACCUGCGCCGCUACGACUACUACACCGUCGGCACGUACGACGAGAAGGCCGAGCGGUACGUGCCGGACGACCCCGCCGGCGACGAGCACCACCUGCGCUACGACUACGGCAACUUCUACGCGUCCAAGACGUUCUACGACCCGGCGAAGAAGCGCCGGGUGCUCUGGGGAUGGGCAAACGAGUCCGACACCCGCGCCGACGACGUCGCCAAGGGGUGGGCCGGAAUCCAGGCGAUCCCAAGGACGGUUUGGCUCGACUUCGGCGGGAAGCAGGUGAUCCAGUGGCCGAUCGAGGAGGUCGAGGCCCUCCGGCACCAGCCGGUCACUCUCAGGGACACGGUGAUCAAGCGAGGAGAACACGUCGAGGUGACGGGGAUACAGACAGCACAGGCUGACGUGGAGGUGAGCUUCGAGGUGUCGAGCCUGCUGGCGGGGGCCGAGCCGCUGGACCCGGCGCUCGCGCACGACGCCGAGAGGCUGUGCGGCGCCAGGGGCGCGGACGUGGAGGGCGGCGUGGGGCCGUUCGGGCUGUGGGUGCUCGCCUCCGCCAACCUGGAGGAGAGGACCGCGGUGUUCUUCAGGGUGUUCAAGGCCGCCGGCAGCGACAAGCCCGUCGUGCUCAUGUGCACCGACCCGACCAAGUCAUCUCUCAACCCAGACUUGUACCUGCCGACAUUUGCAGGUUUUGUAGAUACAGACCUUUCAGACGGCAAGAUAUCUCUGAGAAGCUUGAUCGACCGGUCGGUUGUUGAGAGCUUUGGAGCCGGAGGCAAGACGUGCAUCCUCUCGAGGGUCUACCCGUCGCUCGCCGUCGACAAGAACGCCCACCUCUACGUGUUCAACAACGGGAAGGCGGACGUCAAGGUGACGCUUCUGACGGCAUGGCAGAUGAAGAAACCACUCAUGAACGGCGCCUGA
Panicum hallii is the source of this 1752-nucleotide messenger RNA. Its product is annotated as beta-fructofuranosidase, insoluble isoenzyme 2-like. NCBI's taxonomy places the organism in Eukaryota, Viridiplantae, Streptophyta, Magnoliopsida, Poales, Poaceae. The coding region runs from base 1 to 1752 and encodes 583 amino acids. The record is from RefSeq and is a predicted model, not a curated record. Gene Ontology annotation, biological process: carbohydrate metabolic process. Gene Ontology annotation, molecular function: hydrolase activity, hydrolyzing O-glycosyl compounds. The transcript has 6 exons.